Molecule: messenger RNA, 3678 nt
Organism: Huiozyma naganishii CBS 8797
Lineage: Eukaryota; Fungi; Ascomycota; Saccharomycetes; Saccharomycetales; Saccharomycetaceae
Gene: SMC3
Product: cohesin subunit SMC3
Exons: 1
Coding region: 1-3678 (1225 amino acids)
Biological process (GO): mitotic sister chromatid cohesion
Cellular component (GO): chromosome
Molecular function (GO): double-stranded DNA binding; protein binding; ATP binding
Source: RefSeq, a predicted model, not a curated record
AUGUAUAUCAAGCGUGUUGUUAUUAAAGGUUUUAAAACCUAUAGGAAUGAGACGAUAAUUGAUAACUUUUCGCCUCAUCAUAAUAUUGUUAUUGGUUCUAAUGGUUCAGGAAAGUCCAACUUUUUCGCUGCUAUACGAUUUGUCUUGAGUGAUGAUUACUCUAAUCUGAAGAGAGAAGAAAGACAGGGUCUAAUACAUCAAGGCUCAGGAUCGGUAAUGAGCGCAUCGGUAGAAAUUGUGUUCCACGAUCCGGAUCACAGAAUUAUCUUGUCUUCAGGAGUGAUUCCUAGACCAAAUGAUGAAGUAUUUGUCAGGAGAACCGUCGGGUUGAAAAAGGACGAUUACCAAAUCAAUGACAGGAACGUGACGAAAAGCGAUCUGGUUAGGAUGCUUGAAAGUGCAGGGUUUUCAAUGGGCAGCCCCUACAACAUCGUACCACAAGGUCGUAUUAUUGCAUUAACGAACGCCAAAGACAAGGAAAGGCUAUUACUGCUAGAAGACGUAAUAGGUGCCAAAUCAUUUGAAACAAAACUACGCGCUUCUUUGAAAAAUAUGAAGGAUACCGAAUUUAAGAGGAACCAGAUUAUGAAAGAAAUGGAUGAACUGAAGGGCAAAUUGAAGGAAAUGGAGGAAGAGAGGAAGGAACUUGAACGGUAUAAUAACAUGGAAAGAAAUCGGAAAGUUUUCCAGUUCACUUUGUACGACAGGGAAUUAAGUGGUAUCAUAAACCAGAUCGAAAGUUUGGAUGACAAUUAUAACUCGACAGUUACAUCGUCAGAGCAGUACAUCCAGGAACUUGAUAAACGGGAGGGUGUGAUCGAGCAAGUUACUUCUCUACUGCAAAGGAUCGACAAUAAAUUGAAAUUGAAAACCACUACAGAUUUGGAACAGGCCAAAGCAAUUCAAUUGGAAAUCUCAAACAGACUGGGUGACCUGAAUAUUAAAAUAAAAGACCUGAAAAGACAAAUCGCUUCUCAUGAUGAACAAAAUAAUGCGGACAAUAUCAAUUUGAACGUGAUUACAAAAGAGAUUCAAAGCAGACGUGCAAAACUCUUGAAAAUUCUUCCAAGGUUCGAAGCUUUGACAAAGGAAGAAGCACAAUACAAAUUAAAAUUAGCACAACUUCAGCAACGUCAAAGAGAUUUAAGACUGAAGAAGGGAAAUUAUGCAAGGUUCGAAACUAAGGAAGAGAGGAAUCAAUGGAUUGAAAAGGAGAUACUUGAGCAACAGGAGCUAUUGCAUAGUUUACAAAAGACCUCAACGGCACUCAUUGCAGAGCGGCAGCAGCUUCAAAGCAGUCUAUCUACAUUAGAUAUGGAGAUCGAGGAACUGUCUGAUUCGGUCGAAGGCCCCGGAACUGUUGGCGAAUUAGAAGAUGUAGCGCAACAGUUGACCGUUAUGAAGGAAAAAUAUGUUAAGGCAAUAGAUGAGCGUAAAGAACUUUGGAGAACUGAGCAAAAACUUCUUUCAGUGUUGGACACAUUAUCGGAUGACGUUAGGUUAUCAGAAAGAGCACUUAACGAGACUAUGAACAAAAACCUUGCCAACGGAAUAAGUAGCAUCAAAGAAAUAACGGAAAAGUUGAAGCUGUCGCCAGAUGCUGUAUUCGGUACCCUAGGGGAAUUGCUCAAGGUGAGCGAAAAAUACAAGACGUGUGCCGAGGUGGUAGGAGGAAACUCCCUUUUCCAUGUCGUGGUUGACACUGAUAAGACAGCAUCGUUGUUGAUGCGGGAGCUUUACAAAAUGAAAGGUGGUAGAGUGACUUUCAUGCCGCUGAACAGAUUACACGAAGACAGCGGAGUAACGUUUCCGCCGCAAGAUCAAUCGGCCGCAUGCACACCCCUCUUGAAGAAAAUCAAGUAUGACGCAAAAUUUGAGAAGGCUGUAAAACAUGUGUUCGGGAAGACUAUAGUUGUCAGAGACCUUACUACAGGUGUGAAGAUGGCUAAAAGUUAUCAGUUGAAUGCCAUUACCUUGGAUGGCGAUCGUGCCGAUAAUCGAGGUGUAUUGACGGGUGGGUAUCUAGAUCAACGUAAGAAGACCAGGCUUGACGCGUUAAAAGCACUGACUAAUUCCAGAAACCAACAUGAACUUACCAACAAGGAACUACAUGCAAUUAAAGGAAAACUACAAGAAAUUGAUACGACUAUCGACAACCUUAAUGGUGAAAUGAGAAACAUCGCAACUCGGAAGGAAACCAUCCUAGCUAACAUGGAACAGUCCAGAAUGCAAUUCAAUAAAAAAAAGAGCCAAAAGGUGUUGCUCAAUGAGUCCUUAAUGCAGCUCUCUCAAAAAAUGGAAAAGAAUAAUCUAAGCAUAAAGGCCGUAGAAGACAAAAUAUCUAACUACAAAGAUAAUUUAACUCAAGAUUUCGAGAACGAACUCUCGGCUAAUGAAAAAGAGGAAUUAGAAUCAGUGUCUCAAUCGGUCCUUACCAUUUCUAACGAAUUGGAUGUCACCACAGAAUCGCUUGAAAGCAUAACGUCAACUAUAGACCAGUUGAACGCGGAGUUAGACUCAAAGUUAGUACCCCAGGAGAUUUUGUUGAAGAGCAAACUCUCUGAUGUUGGUGAUUCGUACACAGAUGAUCUGAAGAAAAAUGUUGACGCCUUAAUGCAGCAACAACACCUCGUAUCAAUAGAGAGUGAAUCUGCUGUCAAAGACGUUGACGAAAUUCAAAAAGAAAUCGACAGCUUGACCGGCGAGAAAAAUAACAACGAAAAGAUCUUGGAGAAAGCUAAUUCACAGCAGCGUUCACUGUUGAAAAAAAUAGAAGGAUUCCAAAAAGAUGUCGAAAAGAAUAUGAUUAAAAAAACAACACUCACUGCCAGGCGGGACGAACUGCAACAAAAGAUUAGAGAAAUCGGGCUGCUUGCAGAAGACGCCCUGAACAAAUUUACCGCCUUAUCGAGCGAAGAUUUAUUGAGUAAGUUAAAUGAAGUGAACAAGAAUAUCGCCGGUUUAUCAAACGUCAAUAAAAGGGCUUUUGAAAACUUCAAGAGAUUCAACGAAAAACAAAGAGAACUUUCUCAAAGGGCAGCUGAGCUGGAAGAGUCAAAAGUGUCAAUCCAAGAUUUAAUUGAGAGGCUGAAACAGCAGAAAAUAUCUGCCGUGGACAAUACCUUUAAAAAAGUAUCAGACAAUUUUGUUACUGUCUUUGAACAACUGGUGCCGAAAGGUACCGCCAGACUAAUAAUACACAAAAAUACCGAUAAGGGUGACCUUGCAGUUAGAGACGAAGAUGUUGAUGAAGAUGUGAACAUGGAUGGGGAGUCUCAGGAUCUGGAGUCCGUGUAUACAGGUGUCUCCAUUUCAGUCUCCUUCAGUUCCAAAAAGAAUGAACAAUUGCGCGUCGAACAGCUCUCCGGUGGACAAAAAACAGUUUGUGCUAUUGCCCUCAUCUUAGCUAUUCAGAUGGUAGACCCUGCCCCAUUUUACUUAUUUGAUGAGAUCGACGCAGCGCUAGACAAACAGUAUAGAACUUCGGUUGCAAACGCCAUUAAAAAGCUAUCCAAAAAUGCCCAGUUUAUAUGUACAACGUUCAGAACGGACAUGUUGGCGGUAGCGGAUAGGUUCUACAGGGUAAAAUACGAAAAUAAGAUUUCGACAAUAAUCGAAAUUAAUAAGCAAGAUGCUAUGAGCUUUGUGAGAGGAAGUAAUAAAUUUUCGGAUGUGUAA